AUGUCGUACCGCGAACCAGUCCACACCACUGCCGCCUGUGCGCCUCUCCCUCAGUUCUCGCAAGCCGUCAAAUACAAUGGCACGGUUUACUGCAGUGGCGCCAUUGGCAUCGACCCUGCAACAGAUAAUCUCAUUCCUGGUACCGUUACGGACCGCGCACGCGUUGCACUCCAAAACCUCAAAGAUGUUCUCGAGGCGGCUGGUAGUAGUCUAGACCGAGUUGUGAAAGCCAACGUCUUCCUUGCCGAUAUGAAGGAUUUUGUGGCUUUCAAUGUCGCAUGGGAUGAAUUCUUCCCUAUUGACCCCAAGCCUGUAGAUUUUACAACAUGCCUCUUGAGUCAGGUAAAUAACUAA
Messenger RNA from Fusarium coffeatum, 354 nucleotides. RefSeq lists its product as uncharacterized. NCBI's taxonomy places the organism in Eukaryota, Fungi, Ascomycota, Sordariomycetes, Hypocreales, Nectriaceae. The record is from RefSeq and is a predicted model, not a curated record. Gene Ontology annotation, cellular component: mitochondrion; cytosol. Gene Ontology annotation, molecular function: deaminase activity. The transcript has a single exon. Bases 1 to 354 code for a protein of 117 amino acids.